Molecule: messenger RNA, 2109 nt
Organism: Danaus plexippus (monarch butterfly)
Lineage: Eukaryota; Metazoa; Arthropoda; Insecta; Lepidoptera; Nymphalidae
Gene: Cdc45
Product: cell division control protein 45 homolog
Exons: 10
Coding region: 124-1725 (533 amino acids)
Biological process (GO): mitotic DNA replication preinitiation complex assembly; DNA replication initiation; double-strand break repair via break-induced replication
Cellular component (GO): DNA replication preinitiation complex
Molecular function (GO): chromatin binding; single-stranded DNA binding; DNA replication origin binding
Source: RefSeq, a predicted model, not a curated record
GAUAGACAAAAGUUGACAUUGAAUUGUAUACUCGUGUGGAUCAUUUGAGCAAAUGUUUUUUGUGUUACAAAUUAUUUGAGAGAGUAUGAUUCCCUAGAUUUAUCCGUAUAUUGAUAGAAUAAAAUGUUUAUAGAGGAUAUACGAAAUGAUUUUUACAAUGUAGUUCUCGGAAACAGGGUGUUGCUACUUGUACACUACGAUGUGGAUGCAAUUUGUGCUUGUAAAAUUCUUCAAGAUCUAUUUAAAUGUGAUAACAUAUCAUAUACAUUAGUCCCAGUUGGGGGUAUAUCAGAAUUAAAGACUGCAUAUGAUGAGAACAACGAAGAGAUUAAAUAUGUUGUUUUAGUGAAUUGUGGUGGGACUAUAGAUUUAGUGGAUAUUCUACAGCCAGAGGAAGAUGUUGUGUUUUUUGUUCUGGACUCUCAUAAACCAACAGAUAUUUGCAAUGUUUAUAGUGAUGGCCAAGUAAGGCUUAUUUAUAAGGAUGAUGAAGAAAACAUUCCAAACUUUGAUGAUAUAUUCAGAGAUGAGGAGGAGGAGGAGGAAGAGGAGCAAGAGGGUCGUGAAGCUCUUGAGGCGGUUAUAGAACGUCGUCGCACCCGUAAAGCAUGGGAGGAGAGACGCCACACACUCAUGUUUAAUUAUACUCAGUUUAGCUACUAUGGCAAACCGAGUUCAUGUGUGGUCUUGGAGUUGGCUGUGCGGGUGUCGCGGGUGGACGCGGGCGUGCUUUGGGGCGCGGCGGUGGGAGGCUCGGCGCAGGCUGCGCUCGCUGUACGCCCACCAGCAAGAAGGUUAUUAGACAUGGAACCUCUACAGAGACAUGUGGCCGCAGCAUCUAGAGGUGAUGACCAGCGGUAUGCUCAAGUUGUUGUCGAUAAGGAUCUAAACCUGCCUCUAUAUCGCUGGUGGUCGGUUGAAGCGGCCCUGAGACAUGCUCCAUUGAUAGCUCCCCUAUUGAAACUUCACACGGCCUCAGGCAACGCCAGAGUACGACAACUGCUAGCUGAUAUGGGGUUCCCACUUCAGCAAGCUCGUCAGGCUUAUCGUUCUAUGGAUGUGGAACUCCGUCGUUCAUUACUAACAUCACUAGAGGGUGUCGCCCCUCGUCACCAGCUGCCUCCGCCCGCCCACACAGCCCUAUUACUGCGGAGGGCGCACGCCCCUCCUGUAUCAGCCCUAGAUGCCGUAUACGCCAUCAUGGCGCUGAUAGAACAUGAAAACAUACCCCGUGAGGAAGGUUUCCAAUUGGCGCUGGCGUCACUUCAAGUCUGCGGCGAGAACGACAGUCUCAAGCAAGGCAUCACCGCAGCUAAGAAGUCUCUAGAAGCUGUAGCUCGUAUGUCACAGAGCACACUCGCCUCCCGGGGUCUCAUGCUGGCCGGACCUUUCAAUUAUUUCAUAGUACAGGAGGGUGCUACGGAGUCGUUGUCGUUGAGAGGUCCACUAUGGCUGGGUGAGGCAGCCCGGUGGGCGGCGCGGGCGGGCGGUGCUCGGCGGCCUCUGCUGGCCUCAUCACCGCUGUCAGACGGACGAUGUCUCCUGCUGGGGAUACCGCCGCGGUUCGAUCAAGAGCCACGGAAUCUGUUUGGAGCGGCGUUUGAGCAGGCAGCUGCUAAAAGCGGUGCAUCUGUGUCUUUGGACUAUGUGGACACAUCUGUGGUAUCACUGCCAAUAGCACAAAGAGCACAAUUCCUUGACGCCCUCACUGCACUAUUGGCUUGAUAUAUCAUAAUAUAUUAGUGUCGGUUUGUAACAGACUAAUCAUGUUAAGAUUAAGAGUAAUCAUGUUAAGACCUAGAAAUAUCACUUUUUCCAAUUUUUUUAAAAUAUAUACAUAUAUCUCAUCCGCCUUAUAAUAAAUUAAAAAUAUGUAUUUUUUAGGCUGAUAUAAUCGUUUCAGUUUAUGCACAUUUUUGUCAUCUCAACUCUCCUAAAUAACAUUAAUGAUAUUAAUAUGAUUUAAGUCUGUUUAAGAUUUAAAUUACAUUUGAUAAAUUUGUUUAUUGUAUUUAAUGUAAGUGAUAAGUUAAUUAUUUUAUUGACUUAGCUUUAUUAUUAUUUAUGAGCAAUUGUUCGGAAUAAUGAAAUAAAAGUAUGUCAAAAAUU